Messenger RNA from Saprolegnia diclina VS20, 3243 nucleotides. RefSeq lists its product as hypothetical. The record is from RefSeq and is a predicted model, not a curated record. The coding region runs from base 1 to 3243 and encodes 1080 amino acids. The transcript has 2 exons. Lineage: Eukaryota; Oomycota; Saprolegniomycetes; Saprolegniales; Saprolegniaceae.
AUGUUUCGCGUCGCACCGGCGGCUCGCGGACCGGACAACGCGAUCAUUGCACCGUCGUUCGUUGCGGGCUCGAGCCAGAAGCACACACCACGAUGGAGCACGAUGGCAGGCCUCCUGUAUGUGCUCACGUCGAUAGCAGCCACGAUCGGCGGGCUCGUUGCGAUGGCCGACUAUCUCGCCAACGACUUUCUCUGGUUCCAGUUGGACUCGACGGCGCUAGCUCUAGCCAAUGUGAUCAAUCUCCAGCUACCACAGGUGAGCAGCCAAACGACCUUGGAUCUCUUUGCACCGUCGUCUGGUCUCUCCAAGCACGACGCUGUCGGCAGCAACAGUGCGUACACGCGCUUUCUGCGGUACGAAGCGCUCACGACACUCCAAGACGCAGUGGACGGGCUACGACAUCUCGAUUUGGUUUACGUGGCGAUGAUGGGUGCGCAGUACUGCUGGGUCGACUGGGAACGGCGCUGGGCUAUGGCCCACACACUCGCACGCCAAGAGCGCUGCCGCGACCGCUACGGCGCGAAUGGCGCCGUGUACCUCGAGUCCGUGCUGCGCAACAUUGACUUUAACGCGUGGGUCGACGUCACGCAAGGGUUGUUUACGCAGCGCAUCGGGGACGGUGUCGCUGGUUCGUCGGCGGAUGGCCCCGCCUUUCUCGCAUACCUUGCGACGCACCAGAUGCUGGAUCUGGACAGCGAAGUCCACCUCUGGUUGGACGCGGGUCUGGCUCACUUUGUGAUGCAGUACACCAACGCCUACCAGAUCGGUCUCCACGACGUUAUUCAGAUUGAGAACGCGCUCGGUCACGUCAUUGCUUUUGAGAUCAAGGACAUUCCGGUGGCGAGCCGCGGUGUCCGAUGGACCACCGACUACAUGUACGGCGGGCUCCAGACGGACCUCAACAUCCCCAGCGGCAACCAAAGCCUCGUGCAGAACGCCAGCACCUUUGUUGGAGACGUGAGCCCAGGUCUCCUUGAAGCCGUCCUCGUGUGCUGGCCCCUACCUCCGGCAUUUCAAGCGUUGCACAACGACAUUGGCCCCCUCGACAACAUUGAUGUGCUCUGGGUCCCCGUGCCGAGCGCAGUGCUCUCGAUCGUGCAGACGUUUCGGUCGCUUUUGUUGGCCCACCUCGCGUCCAGCGCAGCGCUAGUGUCGGCACUGGAUGCCAUCGGCACGCUAGAGCUGCACCCGACACCGCUGCAAUGGCAAGACCCGAAUCUUUUCUUCUACGGCGGCAACCCCACGUGUGGCUUUGGCGUCGGCCUUCCGUUCGUGCAAGAGUCGUUCAGCUUUGACGACUCGUGUGGAACGCAAAAGGCGCUCACGUACUCGCUGUCGCCGAUCGCAGGUCUCUUUGCCUGGACGAUGCUUGGUGACGUCAACGCCACCGCUUCCAUCUGUGCGCUUCUGCCGAUCGCCGAGGUGCAUGGCUGUGUGCAAGCACUGCGCACUGUCGAGGCUGCGGUAUUACUUGUUCCGUCGCUCUCGGAGCUUGGAUUGCCGCCGUCGUCGCUUCCGCCACUGCAGCUCAUGCAGUUUGUCGGUCGCAAUUCGUCGCCGGUGGUUGAGACGCAGCGCCUCCUCGAGGCUUCGUUUGCGUUGUUUGGCUGGCUGAGCGUUUACGAGUGGGCGAUGCAGACGCGCGAGGUCGUUUCCUUUGAAGGGGACGUCGCAUCCUUUACACUCAUGACAUCGGCUGCAACACCAAAGCCCUUGCCUCCGUAUGCACUCCCAUCGAGUCUGGGGACGUAUCUCUGGUACUGCAGUAACGCGGUGACCAUGGUCUUGGUGAGCCUGGCACUCUUGCUGCUUUGUCUUUGGUUGUGCUGCCACCGACCAUCGCACACGCCAUGGCGACACUGGAGCCAUCUUGUGAGCGCGACGUGGCUCAACCGCGGGCUUUUGAUGGCCCGUGGAGGCGCCGCGCUGCUCUGUUUGUCGUCGGCCGUGCCGCAGUCCGAGGCGACAGCCUUUGGCUCGCAGUUUGAUUUGGGCCGCCACCGAUCGCUGCUCGCCACGUGUCUCUUGUCGAGCGAAGCGACGUGGAUCCUCUCUGUGUUCCAUGAGAUGGGUCAUCCGCUGACGUCGCCGUAUACCGCGAGCUACGCACGGUAUAGUCUGGUGUUCGGGUGGCUCUUUCUCGUGGUUUUGGACAUUGCGGCGCCAGUCCAAGUCUCGGUGACUCUGGAGCGUAGCUGCUCGUCUCAAAAUAUGGACCGGGUGCUCUAUUGUACGAGUGGCCACAUUGUUAUUGGUCGCUUUGAUCGUGUCUGCACCAACGUCGCAGGGCUGGUCACUGCAGCGUGUGGCAGCUACCUCGUUGUGCGACUGUGGACCGUAUUGAGGGAUGCGGAAGAGACGCCGUCGCUCUUGCUCAACUCGGCAGCGAUUGCCUUUAUGAACCGGAAGGAGCGAGUGCGCGCACCCAACAACGUUGUGACAGCGGCCAUGGUCGGCGUCCUUCGCAUGCCGCGCCGCGGUAUCACCUUUGACACCAAGCUCUGGGUCUUUGUCAAGACGGAUAUGGUGCCGAGGUCCUUGCUUGGGCUGCCGUCGACACCAGGACCCAAGAGCAACGUGGCUUGGACAGGCUUGCAUCGGCUGUCGGACAUGGCAUCAUCGACAAUGACGCUAUACAAUGUGCUCCAACUACGAUACAAGCAAAUGAUUCUACUUGGUGGUAUUCUGUACAUCACGUUCAGCCUCGCUUCCAACAUCGCCUUCCUCGCGGUGGCCCAAACCUUCUUGGCCAACGACUUUGGCUGGACGGGCUUCAACAGCACCGGCAUGCACGCCUUCUUGGCUAAUGCCAUCAACCAGCAGCUUCUCAUCUCAACCAAUAUGACGCUUGACUUGAGCAGCCCCGCGCUGGCCGACAUUUCGCAGCUCUACAAUGACUCGAUGGCGUCGAUUGCCUGGAGUGCACACGCUCCCCGGCGUCAGAUCCUGGACACCAGCAUACCGCUGGCUCGUUUUGCGCAAGGCCUUCGAGACAUGAACCCGUGCAUGCUGCCGUGGAUGUUCACGCAGUACUGCUGGCUCGACUUGGAUCGACAUUGGGCCAUGGCCAGCACCACCAAGCGUCAAGCGCGAUGUGUUGCCUCUCAGAUGGCCAAUGGCGCCGUCUACUUGGAGAUUCCGCUUCGCAACGUUCGUGACUGGGCCGCGUGGGACCGCUGCUGGGACUUCGCAGCGUGGUCAACAGUGGCUCUCGAAUCUCAAACUCAACGUCAAUUCUGUUGA